CAUCAGUCUCAUGGACCCGCUCUCCUGCGGCGCCCGCGUGCGCUUGACGGGAAGGACCUGCGAGGGCACGGUGCGCUACGUCGGAAAGGCGGACUUUGACUCCGAAGGAACUUGGGUCGGCGUGGAGCUUGACGGCCCAGAGGGUCGGAACGACGGCUCGGUCGGCGGCGUGGCCUACUUCUCCUGCGCGCCUCUGCACGGUGUGUUCGUGAGGCCGGAGAAGGUUCGUCCGGCUGUUGGAGCGCCGCCGCGGGCGCCGUUUGAUCGGCCGCUCGCUGGUGGCGGGCCUUCGGAAGCUGCGCCGCCCGCGCCGCAGCCGAUGGAUAUUGGUGAUGGGACGGCCUGUCCCGUCUGCACCUUUGUCAACGCGCCGGGCGCCGCCGCCUGCGAGAUGUGCGGGACCCCGCUUGCCGCGGCCGACGCGCCGGCGACGGGCGACGCGAUGCUGGCCGCCGCCAUAGCUGCGUCGGAGCACGAGGCGGACGAGAGGGAGCGGGCGGCGACGAGGAGAAUAGCAGCCUAAAGCCUCCCGCACCCACAUACCUCCCACGAGCCCCUCCUGCACCUGCGUCUGACCGACCCCGUCCCCCUCCUGCAGCCCCGCACUACCUCCCCUGCGCGCGUCCGCAGCCCGUGCCCCUGCGCAGAAGCCCGCUCAGCCUCGGCCCCUCCCCAACCAUGUGUGUGUACCUCCCGCCAGGCGCGAGCG
This is a messenger RNA of Emiliania huxleyi CCMP1516, 709 nucleotides long. RefSeq lists its product as hypothetical. Lineage: Eukaryota; Haptophyta; Isochrysidales; Noelaerhabdaceae. The coding region runs from base 11 to 523 and encodes 170 amino acids. The record is from RefSeq and is a predicted model, not a curated record. The transcript has a single exon.